Molecule: messenger RNA, 4954 nt
Organism: Aphanomyces astaci
Lineage: Eukaryota; Oomycota; Saprolegniomycetes; Saprolegniales; Verrucalvaceae
Product: serine/threonine protein kinase
Exons: 21
Coding region: 24-4853 (1609 amino acids)
Biological process (GO): protein phosphorylation
Molecular function (GO): ATP binding; protein binding; protein kinase activity
Source: RefSeq, a predicted model, not a curated record
CUUUCAUCACAGUGUAUUCAAACAUGGAAUCGGAGAAUGCCGCCGAGGUUACAAGUCGCAUUUUUGAAGCUGCCAAAGCUGGCAACUUGGCCCUUGUGCGCGAGUUACUACCGAGCGCUGGCUAUACCGAACUUGUGGCACUGAGUGUCUUUGAGUCACAAUUCGACCGCCGAUUGGGUCUCCUUACGGUUGCGGUUGCGUAUGGCCACGUCGACGUGGUGCGCGAGCUACUGCAGCACUCGACGAUUGGCUUGAACGAUAACCACGGAGGUGGGGGUACGGCGCUGGUUGUUGCGUGUGACCUUGGUUUGGAAGACAUGGUGACGUUUCUGCUAGAACAGAAAGACAUCGAUGUUAACUUGCACAUGCCGUUGGUUCGUGCUGUCCAAGCCGGUAACGAGGCCAUUGUCCGUCUCCUCUGCGAAAGUCCAGGCAUUCAAGUGAAUGCGCUACACAGCGAACCCCGUCGUUCGAGGUGCGGCAAUAGUCCGACAGUGGGCUCAGCUUUGCACGUGGCAUUUGCGCGGAACCACGUUGGCAUCCAAGCGUACUUGAUGCAACGAAGCGACGUGGACGUGAAUCUGCCCGACGAAAUGGGCAGGUCCGCGCUCUACACUGCCGCUAGCCAAGGCAACGUCGCCGCAGUGGAGCGGCUCCUAGCCCACCCAAAGAUUGACGUGAACUGCAAAUUCGAAGGAGGGCAUAACGAAGUACUCGAUACGCCCCUGCAUGAGGCGACAAGGAACGGCCACAUGAACGUCGUGCGAGCGCUGUGUGCAUUUCCACACACGCAAGUGAACGCUUUGUCCGAGGGGGGGGAGACUGCUUUGUACCUAGCGCUGAAACCGCGCUCCCGUCGAGAACGCUAUUGUGUCGUCGAUCCAGACGACCCAGAUCCCGACACGACACGUGAAACCCACGAGAAAGCCGCCCAAACUCUGAUCGCAAACAAGCGACAAAUCGCCCUCGUCUUACUGUCGCACAAAGACAUUGAUGUGAACCUGGCCCCCAAGGGCAAAGACACGCCCCUUGGCUUUGUUUGCCAGGGUGAUGUCGUCGAUGAAGUUGUAGUGAAACUGCUCGAGAAUAAGACCUUGGAUGUGAACGUCCAACCGGGUUCAUCACCGCCAGCACUAUGGAUUGUCCUUAAAAAGCUCCAGGCAGCGGACGUCAAAACGGACGACGCCGACCUUCAAACGAUUCGGAAUGCCACUGCAAAAGCAGCUUGGGCGAUGCUCGACCUGUUGCUUGCGCGGCGUGACCUGGAUUUGAACGUUGAAAUUGGGCUUGACGAUUACACCCCGCUGGAAUUUGCACUGUACCAUGAUCUCCGCGGUGUGGCUGGCAAACUCAUUGCUUUGGACACCGUCAACGUGAAUUCAAAACCUGACAGCGACACUUCUGUGUUGCUCACAGCUUGCAAGUAUGGAUCGGAAGAGACCGUGAAAUGGCUGUGCCAACGCCCUGACCUGCAACUAAAUCGCACGUACGCUCAUGGAGAAUCAGCCUUGUACGCGGCGUUGACACGAGCGUGUCGUCAUGUCAACGACUAUAAGUUCAUCCAACAUGCACAAACCAAGAAACAAGCCAAGGACGACGAGAACAAUACUAGUUCCGACAGCAGUGGUUCCGACGACGACACUGCCACCCACGAGAACGACGAGCCAACGAUCGAGUCGGUUUUGAUUGUCCUGGCGUUGUUAGCUCGGUCCGACUUGGAUGUGAAUUACACUCCGCCAGUCAGCGACACGAGCGUCCCAGCUCACGAUUCCAACAACUGCGACGGCCACACUCCGCUGAUCCUGGCGUGCAAAUCCGGCCUCAAAAGUGUCGUACAUCAACUAUGCCAGCGCCCCACCCUGCAAGUGAAUGCACGCGGCGGGGAGGGAGACACGGCGCUGAUGCAUUGCAUGAAUCAUCCUGACGUGGCUAAACUCCUCUUGGCUCGACCAGAUAUUGAUAUCAACGUUCAAAACGAGAGUGGCCACACGGCGCUGAUGGCGGCCGCGACAGUACAAGGUUCGGACGCCCUUGAAAUGCUGUUGGCGCGACCGGAGAUUCAACUCAACCAGCAAACCACCACUGGAAAAACUGCGCUUCACUUGGCCACGACGUGUGGGUACGAUAUGUCCCCAAACGUCCGGCUAUUGCUGCAGCACCCGCACAUUCAACCUGACCUGCCAGACAACAACGGUAUGACCGCACUCGAAGCAGCGGUGACUGUUACCGCCACACGCUGCGUGCAUGCGUUUAUCGAGCACGGCGUCGCUUCGCACAUCUAUAGCCUCCCGUACUUUUCAUUGAACACGAUUGCGCCGGAAUUGACUGUCGAGUCAAGCGUGACGCUGUUGCUGGGAGAUCUGCCGCUGCGAGUGGAAGGGGGCUCUGUCGUGCGCCGCCACGACCACCUCCACACGUGGAGCCAGUACCUGGACAUCGGUACCCCCGUGGACAAAGGCGUGCGCCUCGAAGCUGUUCAGCGCCUGAUCCGGCAUCCGGACCUCCGCCACCAUCCGUCCGUGGCGCGAGAGCUCGCCAUGACCACCGACCGAGAAGGCCGCACGGUGCUGCAGACCACCGACGCCGCCACGCGGGACCUCCUGAACGGGUACCUGUUCUUCUGCGGCCGGUACGAAAUCGUGGACGGCCCGCCCAUCCACAUCAGCGCCACCGCCGUCGUCGUGCACGCGUUCGACCACGGCCUGUUUAAGCAACUGUUCGACUUGCAUGCGACCGGAGGUCGCGGCCUGGACAGACAAGCGUUCGUCGCGUGUAGCCGUGUGUUGAGUCCCAACAAGAACCACGAAGCAGCGUUCGAUGGUGCUUCCAAAGACGGGCCGAACUUGACCGAGCACGAGUACUUGCGGCACUGCAGCCACGCGUACGGCGGCUCGAUGCGCGUGGCGAUCAAGUUCAUGCGCCACGGUGCCGACCACGCACGCGAACUCGACGCGCGCACGCAUUUGGACGCCGAGUUUGUCGUGGGGAUCCUGCCCAUGGCGGAUACUUCUACCUUCGCCGACCACGUGCGGUCGUUGGUGCUUCACGGGAACUUGAACAUGUGCGAGUUCCCGAACGUGCUCGUCAUGCCGGCGGCCGAUCGCAGUUUGGAGGACAUUUUCCUCAAGGAGCGCCCAGACGACACGAAGAUUCGCCCCAUGAUGCGUGACGUGGCGCUGGCGCUGGCACAUUUACACGGUCACGGCAUGAUCCACGGGGACUUGAAGAAACUCAACAUUUUGAGGGUUCACCAGACGCUGCAACUGAUCGACUUGGACGCUGCCACUCGGGUCGGCGACGACAUUGGGUCCAAGUUUAGCUCGGGCAUUUUACCCCCCGAAAUGUUUGUACAGGUGACGUCGCCAACGGAAGUGGACACGUACGAAACGUAUUGGAAACACGCCGACCGAGUUGAGUGGUGGCCCAAGGUGCAGCCUCGCGGGCACGGCGGGUGGGUCGUCCGUUCGUUCCGGGGACGUGCCAAGAACGUUCCGUACCAACUCGUCAAAGCGUCGCCGGCCAUCGACAUGUGGGCGUUCGGGUGCAUGUUGUUUCAACUGUACAGCGAAGCCGAGCUCGUGCCCACAGAUCGAAACCAAGACGCGGACGACGACGCGAUGGACCGGGCGGCCACGUGGACGGCGGACGCGCUGGGGCGUCGUAUUCGCAGCAAAGUGUCGAAUGGGCUGGCGGCGGACUUAAUCCAGCGGCUGCUCGUGGUGGAGCCGGAGAACCGCAUGGGCGUCCGACAGGUGCUCGACCACGCGUACUUUCACGGGACGGACGACGCGUCAGUGCUGGGCAUUAAACUGGACCAGCUCCAAGUCCAAGUAGCGCGGGGGUUCAACGCGAUAGGCACUAAACUGGACACUGUCGUGGACCUGACCAAGGAAAAUGUGAACCAACUAGCCACCGCCAAGCGAGAUCUCAUGCGCGGCAUCUUCCAGGCUACCGAAGUGACCGUGCCCACGUCGUUCGUGCUCCUUCCGUUCAACCUCGUAGUCCACGACCCACACGACGAGACGGCCGAGGACGUGAUGGUCAAGACGGCGUCGUUCCUGCAAAGGGUCGUGGACAUGGGCGACAAGUUUAUGCAAGCGGCUAAAGCCAACAAAGCGAUCGGGGCGACCGUACGUCUGGUCGCGCCAGGGGACCCUUUGUACUUGUAUCUGAUUGAUGAAGUGAUGGGCACCCCCGUGUCGGCUGGCGUGUACCCCAUUCGAAUCGACACCAAGUCGGACGAGUACGUGCGCUUCAUGACGGUAGCCAUGCCAUACAUUCAAACAGGGUUCAAGUGCUUGAACUGGGCCAACACGGCCGUGGGGUGGCUCAAGGUGCUCGGGGUGCCGAGUUUAGACUCUGACGUGAUGACGAGGGUGGCCACUUCUAUUGAAUCGGCCACGAAAUCGUCGUCCGUGUUUGAUUUUGACGUGCUCCAGGCGGCCGUGGAGGCCCAAGACGCAGGGGCACCAGUCGAGCAGAUCCGGGGCGCCGCACUUCGCCAACUCGAACGAUUCUUCCAGACGUUUGAUGCGACGGGCGACUACGCCGGACUCGAACGGACGUACGCAUCGAAUGGCCAAGUGCUGUGGACGACCAAGGACACGAUUGCAAAGAUUGAGCUGAAUCGACGUGAAAACGUCGCUCCAAAAACGCAGGAAAGUACCGCGCCGUUGAAGCGACAAGGGGGAUUGACGGCCCAAGACAUUUACUUGGCCAUGUUGAAAAAUGAAACCACGGGAGACGUCGAGGAGGCAUCAUCGGCAUCAUCUGUUCGUGGUCGAAACGACGAGAAUGCGAUCCUCUCGGACGAAGAACUUCCUGAAGCAGGCUGUGCCUGUCGAUUGAUGUGACUCCAACCAUACGGUAAACGGUGAAGGGUACUGUAGAGUAACGUUAACCUUAGUAGAAAUAUAAGUAUGGUAAUCUUACAUUUGUAAAAAUUCAAUUCACA